AUGAUAGCCGGGCGUGGGCAGAAGCGCAAAGUGGAGGUCUUCACGAAGAGCGCAGCGCAGGCUGCGAAUACACGGAUGCGCGGAGCUGGCCGGGUGCCCGAGCGGGAAGUUUUGGUGAAGGAUCGGGAGCCGUCACCCCGAAGGGGGCGAGAUCCGCAAAGUGGUGUCCGGGCGGAGUUGAGGGCUCUUUUGUCGUCGCACAAGAAACGGAGGAUGAAAGCAAACCAGAGGCGAAAGAAGUUCGAGACAAGAUUGAGAGUGACAAGGGGAGAACGCGGCAUCCUGGAGCAGGCGAGCGUGAGAGAGCCUCAGCGCAAAGACUACUUGAACAAGUUGGAGGGUUUCUACAGCUUCGUGGUGUACAACGAGCUCGAGAUCCACAACGAGCAAAAGCUAGACGAAGCGCUGUGCGACUACGGCGACCACCUCUACCUCGACGGCUAUGGCAGCAAUUACGGGGAGAAGCUCAUGGCGGCGCUGGAGUUCGAGAGGCCGGAGUUUGCCAGGAGUGGCGUUCUGGCGGUCCCACGCUUCAAGCGGACGCUGAAGGGUUGGAGACGCCUAGCCCCCACGCAGACGAGGAUGCCCAUGCUGGAGUUCUUGAAGAGCGCAAUCAGCGGAGUUAUGCUACGAAUGAACCUGCAGUCGAUGGCCCUCUACAACGAAGCGACGUUCUCAACGUAUGCGAGGCCAGGCGAGAUGCUGAGGGUGCGUGCCAUGGACGUGGUCAUGCCGAAUCGGGAGUUCGACCAGGCCGUGAUAGUGUUGGGACCACUCGAACGUGGCGAGAGCUCCAAAACAGGGGUCUACGACGAGGUUCUGAUUCUGGACGACAAGCGCGCCUCCUACCUGCCGGAGUUGCUCCACGACUUGGCUCAGGCACAGAUGCGGAAGCAUGGGGCCGAUGCGCCGCUGUGGGAUUUCGGGCCAAAGGAGUACUUGAAGGCAUGGAGGAGUUGUGUUCAAGCACUUGGCAUCGAUGGGCUUGCAACGAGCCCGUACCAGAACAGGCAUGGAGGUGCCAGCCGCGACAGUUUGCAGAGACUGAGAAGCGUGGCCGAGAUCAAACGCCGAGGGAGGUGGGCUUCCGAAAGCAGUGCCCGCAUCUACGACAAGCCGGGCAGGAUGCAACAGCUGAUCAAUCAGUACGAGGGGAAGCUUCGUCAAUUUGGCGACCAAGUCCUUCGGUUGUGCUUCCUCGUUGGGUGA
Symbiodinium sp. CCMP2592 is the source of this 1209-nucleotide messenger RNA. NCBI's taxonomy places the organism in Eukaryota, Dinophyceae, Suessiales, Symbiodiniaceae. The record is from the annotation of a GenBank genome assembly.